This is a messenger RNA of Drosophila virilis, 1716 nucleotides long. RefSeq names its product cyclic GMP-AMP synthase-like receptor. NCBI's taxonomy places the organism in Eukaryota, Metazoa, Arthropoda, Insecta, Diptera, Drosophilidae. The record is from RefSeq and is a predicted model, not a curated record.
GCACAUUAAGACUUUGUAUACACAGUAUCGAUAAUCCCAAGUGCUGCCCAUUGGUCGAGCGCUAAAUCAAUGCGCAUGCACAAAUAACCAGCAAUAUCAUAUUAACCAAAGCGCCACAGCCACAGCAAUUACUAUUUACGAUCCUCAAGUUUAGUGCAAAGUGAGCGUGUCGGGCUGCAGACAGCUUUUAAUAAUAUGAGCGAUCUUAAGAUUGCGAAAAGUGAUGACUCCAUCAGUGGCAGAAGCUCGCCAACGUUUCUGCCGGAGGGCUAUUCCCAUUUUCAAGAGGGCAUCAAAUGGGUCUCCGAUUUAAUGGAGAUAGAGGAAUGCGAUGACGGCUGGCUGCGGGAUGCGGAGUUCAUAUGCAAACGGAUAAGUGAGGUUAUGUGCAAAAAGGAUUGGAUAUAUAAAUUUGUGCUGGAGCAUCUGCUAUCCACCGCCACCUUCUACAGGGGCUCCAAAAUCGAUGUGCCCCUGGACUUUGAGCAAUAUCUGCGCUUCUAUAUGCCAUUCCCUGUAACGCCCAUUUUCAAUAUCAGCCAGCCUGGCUAUAUAAACCUGUACGCGCCCACCACUCACCCGAUGAUCACCAAGGGCUACGUUAAUCCGGAGAACGUGCAGCUGCUGCUACGCGGCAAUCUGCGCGAUGCCAUCAACCAGCUGAAGUGCAUCUAUUGCGACAGCGGGGUGCAGUACAAGCUGAGCUAUCGCACGCACGAGAUCGGUGAUCAGGGCUUUGUCCAUGAGAUAUUGGCCUGCGAGAAACGCGAAUCGGGCAUGCCCAGCAUCAUAUCCUUUGUCUUUCUGCCGGCGCUCCAAUUCAAGUUCGCCGACUUUCCGCUGCCCACAUUUGUGCCCUCCGGUCCCGCCUGGGCGCACUGCAACAAUGUCUACUACUGGCUGGCCCUGCUCCAAGUCUAUCCGCAGUACGAUCAUCGCAGCUUCUGUCCGUAUGUGCCGCGCAUGCAGUUCAUACGGGAUGAGCGCAUGGUCAAAUAUCGCAAUGUUCUGCGUCUGCUGGUCAAGAUCGGCAUCGGCAACAAUAUACCAGAUAUUUCGGAUAUAUUUGUGCUCAAGGGUCUGCACUUUUUUCGCCUGCGCUACAGCAUGAACUGCGAUUGCAAUCUAUCGCUGGCCACGCUCUUUAUGGAGCUGCUCAACAUACACACGCAGAUCAUCUACAACGAUGCCAUGCAGAAGCUACUCAUCUUCGGCGGCUGCCAGCAGCAUUCGAUGCAGGAGGCGCUGAAACUGGACACGAUUGCACGCAACGUCUCGAUGUUCUAUUAUAUGAACUAUAUACACUUGGAGCACUUAAAGCAUAUGUUUGGGCUGAUCUGAACGAACAUAGAGCGCAUCGCAUUUCGAAUUCUUCACAGAUUGAAAGACUAGAACGGAGCUCAGAUUACGUAUACGCCGUGUGGCACAAACAAUUGCUUCGAUUUUUGUUUAUAUACAUAUAACUUUAGCGCGACAGCUGAGCAAACACAUUUGUCAGCUGGAAUUUAUAUAUAUAUAUAUAUAUGUAUAUAUAUAUAUAUAUUUAUUGGGUGUGUAUUUCGAUAAUGCACUUGGCAACGUUCAUGCGUAAAUAUGCCACAAAUUUGUUUAUUUACAGGCUAUAACAAAUGAUACGCUAACAGCUAGAAAGUUAACAACGCCUACAGCUAACAAUAAAUAGUUACAGCAGAAUAAUCAUUAUCAUAAUAAUAAUAA